This is a messenger RNA of Talpa occidentalis (Iberian mole), 6893 nucleotides long. RefSeq names its product Sep (O-phosphoserine) tRNA:Sec (selenocysteine) tRNA synthase (gene SEPSECS). Gene Ontology annotation, molecular function: tRNA binding; O-phosphoseryl-tRNA(Sec) selenium transferase activity. The record is from RefSeq and is a predicted model, not a curated record. Bases 1036 to 2307 code for a protein of 423 amino acids. The transcript is spliced from 10 exons. Gene Ontology annotation, biological process: selenocysteine incorporation; conversion of seryl-tRNAsec to selenocys-tRNAsec. NCBI's taxonomy places the organism in Eukaryota, Metazoa, Chordata, Mammalia, Eulipotyphla, Talpidae.
UUUUAAGUAGCUUGUGAAGACAUUUCUUUUUUCCUUUUUUGUUUGACAAAGGUGGUGGUACUUGUCAUGUUCAGUUCUAAGAUGUCCAUUGGUAACCCAUUUUUUCCCUAAUUAAAUGGCAUAGAAACUAGAUCUUCCAGAAAGGAACAAUUUGAGCAGGUGCCUUUCAAGGCAGGGUAAAAAUUCUAGGAUAUGGUGGUUACCUUGUAAAAACCCCAGUUUUACUUGAUUUUAUAGUAUGAACACAUGACUUUUCCUAAGGAUAGUAGAACUUUAUUUUAAUGAAAAUCAUGCCAGUGAAAGCUAAUGAUAAUGUAUAACUUGGAUGAAAAAUUCAUGUUCAGCAAUGGGAUGCUGAUGUGGUUGAUGAUAUAUGUAAAAACAUGUUUUGCACAUAAGGGUUCAGUGGUGACAGUGCGGCACUAGCAAUCUGUGAUAAUCCCAGUGUACAGAUUUUUCUAUCUAGCUAUAAGGUAUAGAUUUUUUAUUUUGAAGAGUAUCCAGAGGUAUCUUUAGAUAGUAUAUAACAUUAUCUAAUUUAAGAUGAAUAGGUUUAUGUACCGCUUUUCAAAGAGCAUGUGGUUCUUAAAAAAUUAAGGCAAUGUUUAAGCAAGCAGCUCAUCCCCAUUAGAAAUUAACUGUGCUGCCUAGGAGUAAGGAAAAGAAAGAAGAUAAUUUAAUUUCUAGAUAUUCUGUUUUUCUCUUGCUGCCUGACAAAUCAUCCCAAAAUUUAGUGGUUUAAAGCAGUCAUUUAUUAUAAUUCUGUAGGUUAACUGGGCUGAGCAGGACUCAGAUUAUUGUUGUGGGUCUUUCAUACAGUUGCAGUCGGAUGUUGGCUGUGAGUUUAGUCGUCUGUAGGUUCAACUGGGUAGUUUAUCCAGGAUGACUCCCUUAGGUGACUGGGAGUUUAGAUGGUUUCUCCAUGUAACAUAGGCUUCUCCCAGCCUGGCAGCUGGAUUGCAAGAGGGAGAUCCUCAAAAGAAAGACAUUCAUGGAGCCAAGUAUAAACUUCAAGACUUCUUAGACCUAACUCAGAUGUUCUGCCUCAUCACUUCUGCUAGAUUUACUCUAAUCAAGUUCAUACAUGGAAUUGGACGAUCAGGUGAUAUUUCUGCUGUGCAACCAAAAGCUGCAGGUUCUAGCCUUUUAAACAAAAUUACCAAUUCUUUGGUACUGGACAUCAUAAAGUUGGCUGGUGUCCAUACCGUGACCAACUGCUUUGUAGUUCCUAUGGCAACCGGUAUGAGUCUGACCCUGUGUUUCUUAACAUUACGACACAAAAGACCAAAGGCAAAGUAUAUUAUAUGGCCACGAAUAGACCAGAAGUCCUGCUUCAAAUCUAUGAUCACUGCAGGUUUUGAGCCCGUGGUGAUAGAGAAUGUUUUAGAAGGUGAUGAACUGCGCACAGACUUGAAAGCAGUGGAGGCUAAAGUCCAGGAACUUGGGCCUGAUUCCAUUCUGUGUAUUCAUUCUACUACCUCCUGUUUUGCUCCAAGAGUGCCUGAUAGAUUAGGAGAACUGGCUGUGAUGUGUGCCAACUAUGACAUUCCACACAUCGUCAACAAUGCUUAUGGAGUACAAUCUUCAAAGUGCAUGCACCUCAUCCAGCAUGGGGCCCGUGUUGGUAGAAUAGAUGCUUUUGUUCAGAGCUUGGACAAAAAUUUUAUGGUUCCAGUAGGUGGCGCUAUAAUUGCUGGCUUUAAUGAUUCUUUCAUCCAGGAAAUUAGCAAGAUGUAUCCAGGAAGAGCUUCAGCUUCUCCAUCUUUAGAUGUCCUUAUUACUUUAUUGUCACUUGGGUCAAAUGGCUAUAAAAAGCUUUUAAAAGAAAGAAAGGAAAUGUUUUCAUAUUUGUCCAGUCAACUGAAGAAGCUUUCAGAAGCCUACAAUGAAAGACUGUUACAUACACCUCACAAUCCCAUAUCUUUAGCUGUGACGCUUAAGACACUUGAUGAACACCGUGACAAAGCUGUCACUCAGCUAGGCUCAAUGCUUUUCACCAGGCACGUUUCUGGAGCCAGGGUUGUGCCUCUCGGAUCUGUUCAAACUGUGAGUGGCUACACUUUCACAGGCUUUAUGUCACAUACAAAUAAUUACCCUUGUGCGUACCUCAAUGCUGCAUCAGCCAUUGGAAUGAAGACACAGGAUGUGGACUUGUUCAUCAAGAGACUUGACAAGUGUUUAAAGACAGUCAAAAAAGAACAAAAUAAAGAGAGUGGUGUGUCUGGAAUUGACAAUCCUGAUCAACCCAAAGAAGUGGAUAUGAAUGAAAUGGCUUUAAAACUAGAUAAUGUACUUCUUGACACUUAACAGGAUUCUUCUUGACAUAUGAAGGGCUUCUUCUUGAAAAAUGGAAAGAAAUGAUGAGGCUGCAGUAUAAGAAAGUAGACAAAACUUGAGAUUUCUAGAUUGAGAAUUUCAUGGACAAUAUUUGAUCAAGGAAUAGAAUAUGGUCUGAGCUUACCUUUAAUGAUUAUUCUGUCUUCUAUUUUUAGACUGCCUCAAUCCUUGUGCUCCAUAAUGGAUAUAUGCAAUUAACAUUUUUCUAAAUGGUUAAAAUAUUUGUCAAGCAUGAUUCAGGUAAUUGUUGCUAAGAUGACAAGUAAAAUUUUUUCUGAUUCUCUUUGAAAUGUGUAGACUGCUUCCUCCUAGCCAUUUUCUACCAUCUACAAGUUACCUAUGUUUCUGCUCAUGCAGAAUUUAGAAAGGUCUCUAAUGCUGCUAAUCACUAGAUGUUUAUUGAUGCAUGUAGGUCCUGGUAUGUGUAUGGACAUUCUCCAGGGGAGUAGGGUCAAGGUGUAAGCUUUAAUUUUCAUUCAACAGAAAUGGUUCUCAACUGGGGACGAUCUUCUUAUAUUUGAGCAACAUCUGGGGACAUUUGGUUGUCACAAAUGGUGGUGCUAUCGACAUCUGGUAACUUGAAUCCAGUGGUGCUGUGCAUCGUCCUACAAUGGACCAGAAACCUUCCCCAAACAUCAUCCGGCCCCAAAUGCAGUAGUGCUGAGGAUGCUUCAUAGAGAACUCUGUUGCCAAACCAUAAACAAUAUACUCUUGUGAUAACCAGGGUCAUCAGUUCUAAACAUGUAAUUAUUGAAAGUUUCAUGUGGCAUUUGUGCAUUAUUCCAUUUGGGCAAGUGAAAACUCUUCCACUGUUUUUGCUCUCCACAGCCUUUGUAUAUGAUUUAGUUUGCUCAGGUGUUUUGCGCAGCCAUCAUCAAACGUGACUAACAUGGGUGUUUUUGACCAUAUUUUUGCUAUGGGGGUGAAAGUGAUGUAACGUGAAAACAGGUAUAUUCCCGUGUCCCUGUACACAUACCCACUUUCUGAGUGAAAUUCCAGACUUUUUGGCUAUAAAAAUGAUUUUUGUUGUUAAAUUUAACUGAUACAGGUUGAGGAAUUAGUGAAGCUUCUGAAUGCACCAAAAUGCCUAACUUGUUUCUCAAGUCUUCUGUGGAGUGUUAUUCCUAAGAGAUGCUUAUGGCAUCAAAGUUUCCACGGAUAGACUUGGGACUUUACAAAUCUGCCUACUGGCAUACUAAGGCUCUAAGGAUUUCUUUGAAACCAGUUUGAAUGUAUCCUUAUCAAAAAUGGAAACUGCUUUUAAAAUUAGUGAAUUACUUGUUGGCUUCCCUUUGUACAUACUUUCGAAGACACCACAGUAGAGACUACAACAUUGAUUUCUGAGUUGUGUUUGCUUGUUUUGGCAGUGUGAACCGUGUUAAACUUGAGCUCAGAUACCACUGUCUGCGUAAGGUAGUAUACUUGACACUGGCUUGAAAAAUUUGGAAGUCAAGAUUGUGUUGAGGUAAAGGUGUUAGUUAUAAAUAUAUGAAUUAUUUUAACAUGAUGUCUUUGGAGUUAAAAUGUUUUAAAUAUCUGAUUUUUGAAAAUAGCUCUUAACUCAUUCUAAAAGAGUCAGUUCUGGAAUGAAAAAUUGUAUGCUGUUUUUGUGUGAAUUUGGGGUUCAAAUUAGUAGAAUGAAAAAAGCUGAAAGAACACCUACCUCCAACUUGCCAGAAGGAAUGAAGUGAUGUUGCAAAUGUAAAUGCUGGCAGUGGAGCUCGCUCCACACGUAAGCCAAAAUUGUUUUAUGGAACAAGUGAUCUAUAUUGUGCCAUCAUCAUUUAGCUUAAGGAAGGCCAGAGCAGAGAGACUAGCAAAUGUUUCCUUGUCUGCAAUGUAUCAGCAGUUCUCUGGGUUUAGCUGCUGAAUAGAUAAUUCUAAUGGAAGAUAAAUUGCAUGAAUCCACAUGUGAAUGAUAGAUAUAACAUUUCAUUCCUGGUACAUAAAAUCAGCUGCAGUUUUUAUUAUUAGCUCUUCUGGGGUUUUGGAAUUCCAGCUCUAUUCCUACUGGUUUAAAUUUGACCAUGAGGUCAUGGAAUUCACAAGAGUUUUGGAGGAAUGCUAUGGGUUCCUCAUAGUCAGGAUUUUCUCUGUCUUCACCCCAGCACUGUUUUCACUUGCUCUCAUCUCCACAUGUAGGUUAAAAAAACGCAAAAAACUGCACAGGCAAUUAUUUAUUAAAUUGUUUGUUCUGAUUGGAAAGCCUCACAGUCACCCUGAGUUAUCCUUGAACUGAGGCAGAGGGACAACAGGUGACACAUUUUCUGAUCAUUGACUAAGACGAUCUCUUGAAUCUUUAUGAUCCAACUGCCCUCAUUGAGGUGAUGAGGUAGGAUUUUGGAGUUUGAUUUUAAAGUCACGGGGCUGUGAUGGUCUGCCCAGAAAAGAAAACCAAAUAACACAGGAUAUUCCUUAGAUGACUACACAGUGUGUCACACGCACAGUACCGAAUGGCAUUUUUCAGUCUAGCUCUCCACUUGGCUCUUUUGUCCAAUGAUAAAUUCUCUUAUCAGGGAAUGAUAGGUGACCGCAGCCUUUGGAACCAUGUGUCCAACUAUAAAUCUUUGUUUAGCUUUUUCUAUUAAUUGAAGUUGCAGAAUAUGAAUUAUUGAAUACCGUUCUGUUCAGCCAAUAGGUACUUGAUACACAAAAUGGUAAAUUUAAAUAUAAAUUAAAUUUUUUCCCCAAUAUUUUGCCCCAGCACAUUGCAGCUCGCUCUUUCUUUCUUUCUUUCUUUCUUUUUUAAGAUUUAUUUAUGCAUGCAAGAACUGGUGUAUAGGCCAGAGAUGUAGGGGGUGAGAGGAUUUGCCAGAGACAGAGUGGGGAACAGAACAGGCGGACUGACUGAAGUACACUGCUGAGGGGAGCAGCGGGCGAGUCAGGAGAGGUCUGCUGCGCCAUCUGGGUAGCUCACUGGCCAGCCGGGGAUGGAACUCAUGUUGCAGAGGUUGCGGAUAGCUUCAUAGUUUACAUCUUAACCCCUUGCUCCACCAGGGAGGCCCUGCGGCUGUUUCUUUAACCACCUCAUAACUCACCAAGACAACCUACAGGAUAUGCCUGUAAUUUUAAACUAUCUUUGCUAGGUUUUAGUGAAAUUUAAAGGAACAUUUUUUGAAACAGUAAUGUUUCUUUAAUAUUGAAUUAGUAGCUCAUUACGAUAGUUGCAUCCUUGUGUUCUUUCCCCAUGGAAAACGGCCAACAGCCACAGAGCAGAUGAGUCUCAUCCAUAUUACACUCGGAGACAUUUUUUUGAACACAAACACUUGGUGCAUAGAAAAGUUGGCUUUUCUUUUCUCACUUUGUAAGAUGUGCUAACUGCCAGCAAGUCCCUAAAUGGUUUUGCUGUGUUCUGCAUUCAUGAGGCUGACCUUGUUUUGUAACUAAAAGCAAUCUAGUUUGUACGCACAGACGCUUGGUGCUCUCUUGUCUGUCACACUAUUUUCCUGGUUUCUCUUGUGUGGCCCACUUUACCAGGUAUGUGGGAGACUUACCCUCUGCAUCCUUUUGUGCCUGCUUUUUUACUUUCAUGCUCCUUUUGGCUGUUAUUCCUGUAGAAGUAUAUGAUGAAGAAGCCAAGGCUAAUGUACCUAUCUUUAUAAUUGCACACCUGCUUUCUACGGAUCUGUGUAAGACGGCCUCAGGCAAUAUCUGGAAACACGUGUACUGUCUUAAGUGGUAUCAACUUGAACUUUUACAGAUGUGAAGAAAGGCUAUGUUUAUGAUUGUGGGGGAUUUUUGCAAUUAGAAUGGAAGUAGUUUAGUUCAAUUCCAGAAUCGAAGCAAGUCAGCUUUCUAAUUUGUUUAACCAAGAAAAUUAGUUUCCAAAAAUAUUUUUGGUAUACAUUUUUAAAAAUAAAGAUGAAUUGUAUCAUAUAUUACAUGAGAUAAUUUUUUAAUCAUUGACAGUUUAUGAUACUAUUUUAUCUAAUCAUUGCCACAGGUAAAAUCUGCAAGUAUAUAUAACACUAAAAUGAGUUGUCCAUUUUGUGAUUAGUUAUUGGUAUCAGCUUGCCAGAAAUCAGCAAGAAAAGGCAUGAUGAGAAUCAUGAGUCAUGGGAGCGAAAGCUAGAUUAUUUUAAAAAAGAAAAAAGGAUCUUAACGUUACUUCAAUUAAAGAAUACAUUUAAUUAAAAAAAUAAACUUACUGUAAUCGCCGUGUUGAAACUAAAAAGUCAACUGAAUUAACCUAUGCAAAAAUUAAAAAGGAAGGAGAUGGCAUUUUAGCAACCAUUUUGCAGAAGAAUCUACUGAGUAUAGAGGUGUACUUAGAAGUAUUUAAAUCUUUUCUAAAAGGAACACUAUCAUGCUGGAAAAUAAGGACCACUUCCUUUCACAUCACUCUCGAAUUAUGCUGUUUGAAUUUUCCAAGUAAUUCUCAUUUGAUUUGGAGUUAGAGCUCUGCGCUGGUGUUUGUUAACCAUAUGCGAUCACAUAUUUAACCUUUCUUAUUUGCACAAUGUGCACAGCCUUCGAGAAGCAAGGAUUAAAUGAGAUAUAUGUCAAGUGAUUAACUUUUUUUGCAAGGCAGUCAUCAGUGUAUUUUGUCCAUUCUA